This is a messenger RNA of Aspergillus aculeatus ATCC 16872, 2067 nucleotides long. Its product is annotated as putative salicylate hydroxylase. Bases 1 to 2067 code for a protein of 688 amino acids. Gene Ontology annotation, molecular function: FAD binding; monooxygenase activity; lyase activity. The record is from RefSeq and is a predicted model, not a curated record. NCBI's taxonomy places the organism in Eukaryota, Fungi, Ascomycota, Eurotiomycetes, Eurotiales, Aspergillaceae. The transcript has 5 exons.
AUGGGCAGCAUCGAUCCCAAAACCGCCUCACAAGGAGGCUUGAACAUCCUUAUUGCUGGUGCUGGUAUCGGUGGCUUGGCUGCUGCUAUUGCACUACGCAAGCAGGGCCAUCGCGUUCAGCUUUUCGAGCGCUCUCGUUUCGCAAAUGAGAUCGGAGCUGCUAUUCAUCUCACACCCAAUGCGAACUCCGCGCUGCUAGGUCUGGGAAUAGAUGCUGCCAAGUUUGGAGCCGUGGAAGUAGACCAGACGCUGGCAAUUGUCGAUCACAAAUCACGGGCAGAUAGGUGGCGAACUAAAUGGUCUCUUGUGCAUCGGGCCCAUCUCCAUGAAGGCUUGAAGAACGUCGCUCAGGGAUCUGGUCCUGGCAUUCCUGCCGAGCUGCACACUGCCAGCAAGGUUGUUGACAUUGAUCCAGAAGCUGCCACACUCACUCUCGAAAACGGCCAAGUCUUCCAUGGUGAUGUCGUGAUCGGGGCAGAUGGUGUACAUUCACUUGCGAGAACGAAGCUGCCAGGCACCAAAGAGAUCGAGCCCUUCAGUUCUGGCAAGAACGCUUUUCGCUUUCUCUUGUCGCGCAAGGUCGCCCAGGAGGACCCCGAGACAAAAUCCCUGGCCGACAUUCCCAGCAUUUGUAGCAUGUGGGAUUCCCAUGACAAGCGUGUGGUCAUCUAUCCAUGUGCCAACAAUGAGAUUUUGAACUUUGUCUGCAUCCACCCUGACACGUUGAGCAAGGUGAACACCGGCGCAGACUGGGAUCAAGAGGCCAGCAAGGAUGCUCUUUUGGAAGUUUACAAAGACUUCAAGCCAGAGGUGGUCAAGAUCUUGGCCAAGGCUGAUCCCCAGACACUGAAAGUAUGGCCCCUUUUCGACAUGCAAAAGCCGCCUACGUGGGUCAACGGUCGCCUGGCAGUGCUGGGAGACGCCGUCCAUCCGUUCUUGCCAUACCGCGCUUCUGGUGGCGCUAUGGCCAUCGAGGACGGCGUGUCUCUGGGUGUGAUGCUCUCGAAGGAUCUCGACCCAGCAGAAGUUCCAGAGAGGUUGAAGCUGUACGAGGAAGCUCGAUACACACGAGCUACCACGAUUCAACAGAUGACUCGAGACUCUGAUGGCCCCCAGCCCGUCGACGAAAUCCGUAGAAUGGAAGACUACAUUUACGGGCAUGACGAAUAUGAUCAUUCGACCAACCUCCUCCGAAAGCACAUCUGGAGUCAAGGGGGGCCCAAGUACUGGCGUCAGCCAAUAGUGUUUGGGCCUAUGCCUGGUCCCAGACAGGACUGGUAUGGUCGAGAUCGUGUCCAGAAAUCGCUCAAAGCCACUUUCGAGACAGUUUCCAUUCGAUUCAAAACCAGUCGAACUUGCCUUCAGAACCUACUUCCUAACGACUCUUGGUCAUUUGUGAACCAGGGUACAGUAGCCUAUGCGAGCUUCUCCCAAACGAAACUCCACCGCAUGGACUGGCUGGGCGGAGGCGGUUACCGCCACAUCGGGCUGUACAUCGAGGGAGUGCAGUAUAAAAAGAAGAAUGGUGAAACGGUUGAAGGCACCUAUUUGCCGAUUCUGUUCGAGAGUCUGACCGACCCUAUCGUCAGCGGUCGUGAAGAGCUUGGUAUGCCCAAGCUCUAUACAGCAAUUGAUGCCCACGACCGCAGCAACUCGCACCAUUUGACAACCAGCUGGCAAGGCGCCGUUUGGGGCCACUUCCAUUUGGAAGAUCUCGAGGAUCAAGAACCAGAAAUGAACACGAAUCCUAAUCCGUCCAGCGUGGGAAUCUUGGUGCACCGCUACUUCCCUAAGGUCGGCCAUGAGAACAAGGGAGUGCCCGAAGCAGAGUACCCUGUCAUUGUGCCACAUGCGGAGGAGGCCAAGGUGGUUCCCUCCAAGAUCACACGGUUGCGAACUACAAAGAACGCAAGGUUUGAGAUCGAUGGUCUCAACUGGACACAACUACCCACAUUGCAUCACAUCAUUUCUCGUUUGGCUGAGAUUCCAGUAGACGAAGUUGUUGGUGCGAAGAUUGUGGAAGGUGAGGGAGUGCCAGAUGUAUCUGUGGCAAAGCGUUUGGAAUAA